AUGAAUUAUGAACGAAAUUAUGAAGAUAUAGAAGCUUAUGAUAGUGAACAACAAAGUAAACGCCAGCUUAUUCAAAAGUCGAAAGGUUUUAUAAAUAUAGAAGAUGAGCCAGAAAAAGAAGAAAAUGGUGAAAAAGAUAUGGAAGAAUUGAAGGAGACGAUCAAGAAAAUAACGGAGAAACAUGAGAACGAUAAAACUGAUAAAUCGAUUGCGACAAAAAAAGAUACAGAUGACGUAAAAGAUGUAUCGGAACAGACCACUACAUCGCCAGAGGAAGCAUACGUUCAACAUAUGGAACGUGUCAUUGCUGCAAACACUCUUCCUUCACGAGAUAUGGAAAUCCUUCAAUAUUUGUACACUAAUUAUUCCUCCGAUAAGAAGCAAAUACCUAUAACAAAGGAAAUUUAUACCGAAAUUAACGUCGAUACCUCAGAGCCUAGUGAAAGUAGAACUGAUACUCACGAUGAAAUAAAACAAGCAUCGAUAAACGAGAAGGAGAAAGUUAUUCUUGAUUCAAGUUCCAAAGACCUUGAGAAAAACAUUCUCCGAUCGGAUAUUCAGGACACAACUGAGGAUAUUACUUCGACUGAGUCACCGAUUUCUGACGAUAAAAAAUUGGAAUCGUUAAAAAGCACUUCGUCUGUGGAGAAAGAUAAAAUUAUAACGAGUACAUCAAAGACAAAUUUGGUCGAGGAAAUCAACGAUACGUCUGAUCACAAAAAUGCAAAGAAUGACAAAAAGGACAUAAAAUCUUUGACAAUCGAAAGUCCUUUUUCUGAUUUUACGCUCCAAACUGUAAAACUGGAAACGAAUUUAGAAGAUCUCAUACGCAAAGAACAGAUCUUAUCUAAUAUUAGCAAAACUUUACCUAGUAGUAUAGAUCCUAGCGAUACUGAACAAAUUACACCAUUGGACGAAUCUAAAAUCAUUGUAGAUCUUCCGCAGAAAAAGGAUGUUAUCGAAACAAAAGAAACCGUGCCUAGUAGUAUACAUCCUAGCGAUACUAAAAAAAUUACACCAUUGGACGAAUCUAAAAUCAUUGUAGAUCUUCCGCAGAAAAAGGAUGUUAUCGAAACAAAAGAAACUGUGCCUAUUAGUAUACAUCCUAGCGAUACUAAAAAAAUUACACCGUUGGAUGAAUCUAAAAUUAUAGUAGAUCUUCCGCAGAAAAAGGAUGUUAUCGAAACAAAAGAAACUGUGGCUAGUAGUAUACAUCCUAGCGAUACUAAAAAAAUUACACCAUUAGACGAAUCUAAAAUUAUAGUAGAUCUUCCGCAGAAAAAGGAUGUUAUCGAAACAAAAGAAACUGUGCCUAUUAGUAUACAUCCUAGCGAUACUAAAAAAAUGACACCGUUGGAUGAAUCUAAAAUUAUAGUAGAUCUUCCACAGAAAAAGGAUGUUAUCGAAACAAAAGAAACUGUGCCUAUUAGUAUACAUCCUAGCGAUACUAAAAAAAUUACACCGUUGGACGAAUCUAAAAUUAUAGUAGAUCUUCCGCAGAAAAAGGAUGUUAUCGAAACAAAAGAAACCGUGGCUAGUAGUAUACAUCCUAGCGAUACCGAAGAAAUUACACCGUUGGACGAAUCUGAAAUCAUUAUAGAUCUUCCGGAGAAAAAAGAUCGAACAAAAAUAAAGAUCUCCAAGCCCGAAAGCGACGAAUCAUUUAUAAGAAAAAUGUUACUUUGUCAUUGUAUCGACGUAAAAAUGAAUGGAAAUAAUAGUAAUGAUAAUAAUGACAAUUAUUUGGUAUUUUCACAAAUACCGAAUAUGAAGAAUAAAACUUUGUAUUAUUAUUGA
Molecule: messenger RNA, 1797 nt
Organism: Vespula pensylvanica (western yellowjacket)
Lineage: Eukaryota; Metazoa; Arthropoda; Insecta; Hymenoptera; Vespidae
Exons: 4
Coding region: 1-1797 (598 amino acids)
Source: RefSeq, a predicted model, not a curated record